Gloeophyllum trabeum ATCC 11539 is the source of this 1380-nucleotide messenger RNA. RefSeq lists its product as uncharacterized. Lineage: Eukaryota; Fungi; Basidiomycota; Agaricomycetes; Gloeophyllales; Gloeophyllaceae. Bases 1 to 1380 code for a protein of 459 amino acids. The record is from RefSeq and is a predicted model, not a curated record. The transcript has 5 exons.
AUGUCGCACUGUUUCUCACUUGACCUGCUCGCGGAGCACAAGCUCUGCCUGGACUUCUCCAACCCUGGAAAGCCACCAAGUAUCCAAUGGGAACCACUCUCUCAGCCUGUGAGCCUUGCGCGUCUCGCAAGCUCACUCUCUAUCAAAGUCAACGUGUCCGGAAUGAAUGGACGCAAUACUCUAGCAUUGUUCGUCGUCAGCGAUCCUGCAUCAGAAGCCGAACAAACCAACGAGGCAAACGUCGAAUCCUCCAACUCAGAACGCCAAGAGGUGCCCGUCGAGACUCCUCCCAGUGAUCCCGUCGUGGAGGUCUCUCCCGCAGUCCCUGCUCCAAAGAGUCAGGACGUUCGUGCCGAGCAAUGGAGAGAGUCCCCAUCCAUGCCAGAUAUGGCCCUUGAGCUCACACCUGCUCUGAGCCACCGAGAAUUCAGUCCGAUGUCGACCGCCCUCAACACCCCCUGCAUCCCUGCUGUGUCCGAUGUGCCACGGAAGCUCGGAUCCGACCACCAGCCGGGCCUGUUCCAGUGGCUGCCCGCUGACUCGGAGCACGACUGGCAACGCUUCAUCACUUCCAUGAAGUGGAACGAGCUCGAACAAUCGCCAGCUGCGUUCUCCCCCGAUAUUGCGCAAUGGGUCAACAACGCUGAUUCAUCCAUCCUCGAGACGACAGGCUCAUAUAGCAACCCUUCUGAGGUGUUCUAUGGGUCCGAGGUCUGUGCGCCUCUCCCCGCAGAGGGCCAGUGGGUCCAUGCCGAACGCGCAGACACGGCGACUUCGUCGCCGCACAUGUCCGCCUUCGAGUUCACCAACCCACCGCCGAGCCAUGCCGGCUCCUCUCACACCUCCCCCGGGAGCUCCUGCGACGCAGAAAUGUCUGAUAGCUCAUCGCAGUCCAUGCCACCUUACUCCGAGGUUCCCCAUGCUUCCUCAUCCCAAGUACAACUGAACUCCCAUCCCCUGCCACCUCCCUGCGCGUUCGACGAGUCCGAUGCUUCUUCCUACUCGGCGAUGUCGGACGGACAGUCCUCCAAGCCCACUCCGCGGAUCCGCUGCGAGCACGAAGGAUGCGACCGCUCGUUCAAGAACGAGUACACCUACAGCGUGCACGCCUCCGUCCACGCCAGGAAGAAGAAAAGGCGUUUCGACUGCGCGCACUGCAGCGAGACGUUCUCGCGACGGCACGACAUGAUGCGACAUGAGGUCUCGCAGCACGGUAAAGUCCCCGACUGGACCUGCGAUCGGUGCAGGCGCUUCUUCUCGAGCGAGAUGACCCUCAAAAAUCACAAGUGUCCUGCAAGCCGCAAGGCGACCAGGUCCGCGCUCCCACCACUCCCACCACCACCACACAUGCACCACCAUCCCGCGGGAUUCCAAGCAUAA